AUGAUGCUUUCUCAUUGCCAAUGUAGCCAAAUGGACGGACUGUUGAAGUGGCUGAGGAUGAAGUUGUUCGAACUCCUCGAAGUAUGACCGCAAAGCAGCCACCAGAAGCAGACAAAAAAAAUGAGAAGUCAAAGAAAAAUAAGAAGAAAUCAAAGUCAGAUGCUAAAGCAGUGCAAAACAGUUCACGCCAUGAUGGAAAGGAAGUUGAUGAAGGAGCCUGGGAAACUAAAAUUAGUCACAGAGAGAAACGACAACAGCGUAAACGAGAUAAGGUGCUGACUGAUUCUGGUUCAUUGGAUUCAACUAUCCCUGGGAUAGAAAAUACCAUCACAGUUACCACCGAGCAACUUACAACUGCAUCAUUUCCUGUUGGUUCCAAGAAGAAUAAAGGUGAUUCUCAUCUAAAUGUUCAAGUUAGCAACUUUAAGUCUGGAAAAGGAGAGUCUACACUUCAGGUUUCUUCAGGAUUGAAUGAAAACCUUACUGUCAAUGGAGGAGGCUGGAAUGAAAAGCCUGUAAAGUUCUCCUCACAGAUGAGUGCAGGUGAGGAGAAGUGGAACUCUGUUCCACCUGCUUCUGCAGGCAAGAGGAAAGCAGAGCCUUCUGCUUGGCCCCAAGACACCAGCGACACUAAUGUGAAUGGAAAAGACUGGGGAAGAAAUUGGAGUGACCGUUCAAUAUUUUCUGGCAUUGCUGCUUGGUCUAGUGUGGAUAGGGGAAUGAAUACCUCUGAACAGAAUUCUGCUUCUUUUGCAUCUCUCACACUUAACUCUGCUGUUUCUGGUUCUACUGCUGAGCCAGUUUCUCAGUCUACCACUUCUGAUUAUCAGUGGGAUGUUAGCCGUAAUCAGCCCUAUAUCGAUGAUGAAUGGUCUGGGUUAAAUGGUCUGUCUUCAGCUGAUCCCAGCUCUGAUUGGAAUGCACCCGCAGAAGAGUGGGGGAAUUGGGUCGAUGAAGAAAGAGCUUCACUUCUCAAGUCCCCAGAAUCAGCUCCUGAGGAUCAAAAGGUUUCAGAUGACGAUAAAGAAAGGGGAGAGGGAGCUCUUACAACUGGGAAAUCUAAAAAAAAGAAGAAGAAAAAGAAGAAGCAAGGUGAAGAUAACUCUCUUGCACAGGACACAGAAUUAGAAAAGGAGAUUAGAGAAGAGCUUUCAGUGAAUACCUCUAAAGCCCGUCCAAAACAAGAAAAAGUUUUUUCCUCAAAGACCAUGAGCACUAGUGAUCCACCCGAAGUACUGGUCAAAAAUAGCCAGCCUAUGAAGACGCUUCCACCUGCUGUUCCCACCGAGCCAUCUGUUCCCCCAGCAAAAAGUGAUUCUGACAAGAGCUCUUCCCAAGUGCCACCGAUGCUGCAGGAGACCGAUAAGUCCAAGUCAAGUACCAAGCAAAAUAGUGUGCCUCCUUCACAGACCAAGUCUGAAACUAAUUGGGAAUCUCCCAAACAAAUAAAAAAGAAGAAAAAAGCCAGACGAGAAACGUGAAUUUUUUUCUCCUGAAUUGGACAUGUGUUUGCAAACACUGUCUUGAAGAUUAUGCUGUUUAUGCAAUAAUUUGUGAACAUGUACAGAGUUUUACAUAAAUUUAAACCAAUUUUUAAAACAAAA
Messenger RNA from Fukomys damarensis (Damara mole-rat), 1604 nucleotides. RefSeq names its product metadherin (gene Mtdh). The transcript is spliced from 12 exons. Gene Ontology annotation, cellular component: nucleus. Bases 84 to 1481 code for a protein of 465 amino acids. Gene Ontology annotation, molecular function: NF-kappaB binding; transcription coregulator activity. Gene Ontology annotation, biological process: positive regulation of canonical NF-kappaB signal transduction; positive regulation of angiogenesis; regulation of transcription by RNA polymerase II. The record is from RefSeq and is a predicted model, not a curated record. Lineage: Eukaryota; Metazoa; Chordata; Mammalia; Rodentia; Bathyergidae.